AUGAACUUCUCGGAAAUCUUGGACAUGGCCGUCCCAACUCCGUCCGCGUUGGUGCGGAUGACGAUCCUGGUCGUCAUCCUUCAGGUGAUGAUCGCCUGGGGUAUCAUGACAACGACCGUUUUCACCGAGGGCACCCCGGUCACGAUGGCGGCCGCUGAACAGUCGUUGUCCAUCACCGGCAUUACCACCAGCGAGUUCCCCUGGGCGUCCAUCAUCUGGACGCUGAUCGCGUUGAUUUUGUCCGCGUUUUCGGGCAGGGACAUCGUCAUCGACAUUAUGGCCUUAAUGUUCACCACGAUGCCCUUCGAUUCAUUCGUCAAGACGCUUGGCUUCGUCCUCGUCAUUCUCCUUCACGCUCACUUCUAUGGGUUGGCCGAGCGUUGCCUUCGCACUGCCGUACAAUUCGGCAACACCAGGCGAGUUGUGAUGUCCGCGAAGCACAAGGCGCAGGUCAAGGCGCUCAAGAAGAAGCUCCGGGUCAAGUGCCGGAUGGUGGAACUGGCGUCCAUUUUGGACGUCCAAUCGGCUAACCUUCAAGCCUCGUACCGGCAAAGGAUCAAGCUGCAAGACAAGCAGCUAUUCACUCUCCACCUCCAGUUCAGCGACCUUCAGCGGUCGAACGCCGCGACCGUGAGGGAUUUCUCGCACUACAUGUGGUGCGCCGAAAGAACCGUGGACUCGCUUACCGGCGCCAAUGCCCUGCUCGAGAACAAACUUGCCUGCUUGGAGGCAGAUGUGCAGACUGGCCACGACCUCUAUGACCAGUUUCGAUCCGACUUCCUCUGCUCUCUUCGGGACGGAGAGACGGCGCUCAGCCACAAGGAUGCGGAGAUAUCCUCUCUGAAGCAGGACAACGCUCAGCUCGUUAAGGCCAAUCAGGACAAGGACGAGGAGAUCAAGCUCCUGAAGGCUCAGCUGGCCAUGCAGCUCAAGCAGCCUCAGGAAGGCGAAAACAACGCCCACACCGACAUCUCCACCGAGCUGCCCAGCCCCAGCUUGCACAGCAGGUGGGGAAGCGCCGAGAACGUCCCAGGUGUCUCGAGUUUCCAGGCCAAGCGCCACCCGUCCGUCUCCACGGACUCGUCCGCCGCUGUGAUCGCCACGGCCGCUUCGGGGACCUUCGUCUCCAAAGCCUCCCGUUCGGGCACCAAGUCGGUCGCCACGACGACCUACCUGGACACCACCGCCGAUGACAAGGCGGCGGCGGAGUUCCUAAUUGCGGACACCGCGCUCGCACACUGGUGGUUGUCGGCGACCGCUACCUCGGCUGGACACUGA
Messenger RNA from Ectocarpus siliculosus, 1278 nucleotides. Lineage: Eukaryota; Phaeophyceae; Ectocarpales; Ectocarpaceae. The record is from the annotation of a GenBank genome assembly.